AUGCCACGGCGUUGCUGUGUUCCCAAUUGUAAGGGAAAUUAUGAUAGUACUUUAAAAGAUAGUAAUUAUAUAUCUAUGUUUUUCUUCCUCAAAGAUGAGGAAUUGCGGCAAAAAUAGAUGGCUGCUAUUCCUCGUAAAAAUUGGACACCAACAAAAUAUUCUGCCAUUUGCAGUCUGCAUUUUGCAGAAAGUGCUAUUCAAAGGUAUCAAGGUAUUCUAUCACCCAAUGGUGUACCGGAGAAUGUUUUGUUGAGAUGUCCAAGGCUUAUAGCGAAUGCAGUACAAUCCAUUUUCCCCAAUUUCCCUUCUUACUUUGUAAAACAUGUAUUACCACCAAGAAAAGAUCCUGUAGAGCAAGAUCAAGAAAUCGUUGAAAGAAAUGAAAAUUUAGUCAAAGAAUUUACUAAUUCAGAUUGUUUCUCGGAUUUAAUAAAUAAUUAUGAAGAAAAACUUGUACUUUCAAACUGUUGGACUAGUAAAAUAACAAAUUCAAAAAUUUAUUUUUGUAUGCUAACACACAGAUUGUGA
Messenger RNA from Dufourea novaeangliae, 528 nucleotides. Its product is annotated as THAP domain-containing protein 1-like. Lineage: Eukaryota; Metazoa; Arthropoda; Insecta; Hymenoptera; Halictidae. The record is from RefSeq and is a predicted model, not a curated record.